This is a messenger RNA of Baudoinia panamericana UAMH 10762, 1625 nucleotides long. RefSeq lists its product as uncharacterized. Lineage: Eukaryota; Fungi; Ascomycota; Dothideomycetes; Mycosphaerellales; Teratosphaeriaceae. The transcript is spliced from 3 exons. Bases 183 to 1625 code for a protein of 480 amino acids. Gene Ontology annotation, biological process: box C/D snoRNP assembly; chromatin remodeling; regulation of transcription by RNA polymerase II. Gene Ontology annotation, molecular function: DNA helicase activity; ATP binding; ATP hydrolysis activity. Gene Ontology annotation, cellular component: Ino80 complex; NuA4 histone acetyltransferase complex; R2TP complex. The record is from RefSeq and is a predicted model, not a curated record.
CGACUCGAACGCAUACACCGUAGUGAAACCCUUAAGAAAAACUGAGACUGCCCGCCCCAUCAUCUCUGUUAUUACAACCGGUGAGCGCAUACCACCCUGCUUGAUCUUACAUUCGAUCCAGCAUCUGCUGUAUAUCUCCGCUUCUAUCCUCAACCCGGCUGGCCAGCCAUAACCCUCCUCCAAUGGCCGCAAACGGCACCAUCCAACCACCCUCUCACCCCAGCGACAGCAAACCCGUACAGAUAUCAGAAGUGCGACAAACAAACACGCGCGAGAACCGAACAGCAGCGCACUCCCACAUCAAAGGCCUCGGUCUCCGACCUGACGGCUACGCAGACACCGCCAGCCAUGGCUUCGUCGGGCAAACAGCGGCACGAGAAGCGUGCGGCGUCGUGGUGGAUCUCAUACGAGCGAAGAAGAUGGCAGGCAAGGCGGUGCUCUUAGCAGGUGGGCCGGGCACGGGCAAGACAGCGUUGGCGUUGGCGGUCAGUCAAGAGCUGGGGACGAAGGUGCCGUUCUGCUUGAUGACCGGGAGUGAGGUGUACAGUGCGGAGGUGAAGAAGACAGAGGCGCUGAUGGAGAACUUUCGGCGAGCGAUCGGAUUGCGAGUGCAGGAGCGGAAAGAAGUGUACGAGGGCGAGGUGGCAGAGCUUACGCCAGAGGAGAGCGAAAACCCGCUGGGCGCGUACGGCAGGACGAUCUCACACCUCGUUAUCACGCUGCGAAGUUCGAAGGGCACGAAGAAGCUGCGGUUAGAUCCGAGCAUAUACGAAGCAAUACAAAAGGAGCGGGUGAGGGUAGGCGAUGUAAUAUACAUCGAAGCCAACACCGGCGCAGUGAAGAGGGUGGGCAGGUCGGACGCAUUCAGCACGGAGUUCGACCUGGAGGCGGAGGAGUAUGUGCCCGUCCCCAAGGGUGAGGUGCACAAGAAGAAGGACAUUGUGCAAGAUGUGACGCUGCACGAUUUGGACGUUGCGAACGCGCGACCGCAGGGUGGCCAAGACGUGAUGAGCAUGAUGGGUCAGCUGAUGAAGCCGCGGAAGACCGAAAUUACCGAGAAACUGCGAGGCGAGAUCAACAAGGUCGUCAACAAGUACAUCGACCAAGGAGUAGCCGAACUUGUGCCGGGCGUGCUGUUUAUCGACGAAGUUCACAUGCUCGACAUAGAAUGCUUCACCUACCUCAACCGCGCGCUCGAAAGCAGCAUCUCACCCAUCGUCAUCCUCGCCUCUAACCGCGGGCUCACCACCAUCCGCGGCACAACCUCACCCCUAGCGCCUUCCGACCCUGGCCUCAUCUCCGCACACGGCAUUCCACCGGACUUAUUACCACGUCUCCUCAUCAUCCCAACACAUCCGUAUACCGCCCCAGAGAUCCGGACCAUUAUUCAAACGCGGGCACGGUUAGACCCGGAGGCUUUGGAUGAGCUGACGCGGCAGGGUGAGACGGUGUCGUUGCGGUAUGCCUUGCAGUUGCUUGCGCCCGCCGGCAUACUAGCGCGGGCGAGAGGCAGCGAGGGGAAUGUGAUUAGUGGUGGCGACGUCCAGGAGGCGACAAGUCUGUUCUGGGAUGCUGGGAGAAGCGCGAGUCAGCUGAGAGAGAAGGCGGGUGACUUCAUCUCAUGA